Musca vetustissima is the source of this 1752-nucleotide messenger RNA. Its product is annotated as protein 5NUC-like. The transcript is spliced from 6 exons. Gene Ontology annotation, cellular component: plasma membrane. NCBI's taxonomy places the organism in Eukaryota, Metazoa, Arthropoda, Insecta, Diptera, Muscidae. The coding region runs from base 1 to 1752 and encodes 583 amino acids. The record is from RefSeq and is a predicted model, not a curated record. Gene Ontology annotation, molecular function: metal ion binding; 5'-nucleotidase activity; nucleotide binding. Gene Ontology annotation, biological process: AMP catabolic process.
AUGAAAACCAUCCAUAUAUUACCCGGAUUGGGUGUCAUUCUAAUUUGCUUACUGUUCGGCAGGCUGGAUGCUUUUCCCACCAAAGCACCCGCCGAAGUGGCUACCGAAUUCAUCGUUUUACACAAUAAUGAUAUGCAUUCGCGUUUCGAGCAGACAGAUGCCAAGAGUGGAAAAUGUUCGGAGCAAUUGGCGAAGGAGAAUAAAUGUUAUGGUGGCUUUCCCAGGGUGGCACAUUUAGUUCGCAAAUACCGCAAGGAAGCCCAGGAAGGUGGCACGCCUGUCGUCUAUUUGAAUGCCGGUGAUACUUCGGCGGGCACAGCUUGGUAUUUCCGCUUUAAAGAUGGCAUAGCAACGGCUUUUCUCAAUAAAUUAUUACCCGAUGCUGCGUCCUUGGGUAAUCAUGAAUUUGAUUCGGGUUUACCAGGACUGCUGCCCUUCUUGGAUAAGGUCGAUUUCCCCAUUGUAGCGGCCAAUUUGGAUCUCUCCAGCACUCCGCAACUGAGACAUAGCAAACAUUUACAAAACUCCACAGUAUUGGAUGUGAACGGUGUGAAGGUUGGCGUCAUUGGUUAUAUUACACCCGAUACUUUGGAUCUGACCAUGACAAAGGAGGACAUAUUCACCGAUGAAAUCGAAGCAAUCAAUCGCGAAGCUGAAAACCUCAAGGCCCAGGGCAUCAACAUAAUAAUCGCUGUGGGUCAUUCGGGUUAUGAAAAAGAUCAGGAAAUUGCUGCCAAAUGUCCUGAGGUGGAUAUUGUCAUUGGUGGUCAUACCAAUACAUUUUUAUACAACUCCGAACAACCAGAUAUUGAAAGUAUUGAUGGACCCUAUCCCACAUUGGUGAAUCAGACAAGUGGCAAACAGGUGCCAGUGGUGCAGGCCUAUGCCUAUACCAAAUACUUGGGGAAAUUGCAUGUACAGUUCGACAAGGACGGUAAUUUAAUUAAAUUUGAUGGCACACCCAUACUUCUGAAUUCCGAAAUACCCAGAGAACCCGAUGUUGUGGAGUUAUUGGAGGUGUAUCGUCCCGAGGUAACCAAAUUGGAAAAUGAUGUUGUGGGCCAUACCAAGGUAUUCAUUGAUGGUCGUGCCGAGAUAUGUCAUUAUCGGGAAUGUAAUUUGGGCAACUUGGUCACAGAUGCCAUGAUCCACGCUCGCGUUUUGGAAGAUUUGGGUGGAACUUUUUGGACAGAUGCUGCUGUGGCUUUUGUGCAAGGGGGAGGCAUGCGCAAUGGCAUUGAACCCCGUUCCGACGGCACAAUCACCGCCCAAGAUAUCAGCAGCGUAUUGUCGCACAACAAUGAUUUGUAUGUCUCGAAAAUUAGUGGCAAAACCCUGCUCGCCGCCUUGGAACACUCCGCCUCAAUGAUUGAUCGCAAAGAACCAAAUGGAUUUUUACAAAUGUCCGGCAUCCAUGUCACCUAUGAUUAUAAUAAUCCGAUAGGUAGCCGUGUUGUUACCGCUGAUGUUCGUUGUGCUGCCUGUGCCACUCCCACCUAUGAACCGCUCGAUGAGAAUAAAUUCUAUAAUGUGAUUGUAUCACAUUUCCUGCUACAUCAGGGUGAUGGUUAUAAAUUCAUUGAUGAUAAUUCGGGUCAUGAACCGCAGCGUAUGAAAAAUAAGGAAGUUGAUGUUUUAACGGUAUAUCUGCGAAAGCAUGAUUUCAUUUAUCCCGGUCUGGAGGAUAGAAUAACAAUUCUUCCAAGAAUGGCGGAUGGUGAUAGGAGAAAGAAGAAUAUUGAGGUCGAGUAA